CACUCAUACGCACAGCAAGCGACAAAGAAUUUAAACCUGGACAGUGAUGGCUGUCUCGACAUUGAUAAAGGACUAGUUUCUGUCUCUAAACAGCAUAUCGGGUUAGCGUACAGAAAACACAGGAUAAAUCCAGUCUUCAAACUGACACUGCGCCCCGCCCACUUUCCAGGUUGCUAUGACGUCACAUGCCAAAGCGUUCAAGAUGGCGACGUAUCAAGCGGCCGGGACGGAAAACAUUCUCCUUGUCACCGAUUCUUACAAGGUGACCCAUCACAUGCAGUAUCCCCCAAACACAACUACAGUGUGUUCCUACUUUGAGAGCAGAGGUGGCAAGUUCCCCACCACUGUCUUCUUUGGUCUGCAAUAUAUCCUCAAGAGGUGGCUAGUAGGGCCAGUGGUUACAAGAGAAAAAAUUCAAGAGGCAAAAGAACUGUAUGCGCUUCACUUCGGCAGAGACAACUUCAAUGAAGAAGGGUGGAAUUACAUUCUCGAGAAGCAUAAUGGUUAUCUCCCUUUGCGGAUCAAAGCUGUUCCAGAAGGCACUGUUGUGCCAUACAAGAAUGUCCUAUUUGUUGUUGAAAACACAGAUCCCAAAUGUUUUUGGUUGACCAACUACUUUGAGACCCUGCUGGUACAGGUAUGGUAUCCCAUGACCGUCGCCACCAACUCCCGAUACCAGAAGGAAAUCAUCGCUCGGUAUCUGGAUGAAACCGCAGAUAAUCUUGAUGGUCUUCCGUUCAAACUCCAUGACUUUGGAUUCAGAGGUUCCACUUCAGUGGAGGCUGCUGGUAUUGGUGGGUGUGCCCACCUGGUCAACUUUAUGGGAACAGACACCAUCGCCUCUUUGAUGACUGCAAGAGUGUACUAUGGUUGCAACAUCGCUGGCUUCUCCAUACCUGCAGCAGAACACAGCACAAUCACCACAUGGGGCCGAGACGGUGAGCUCGAAGCCUUUAAGAACAUGUUGACCAAGUUUCCUGAAGGGGCCAUGGCGUGUGUGAGUGACAGUUACGACAUUUUCAAUGCCUGUGAGAAAGUGUGGGGCGAGGAUCUCAAGGAUGUGGUCAUUGAGAGAGGGAAGAAUGGCGGUGUACUCGUUGUGCGGCCAGACUCAGGCGAUCCCCCAACAAUUGUCGUCAAGGUAUUAGAGUCUCUAGGUAAGAAGUUUGGAUACACUGAGAACAGUAAAGGCUACAAGAUGCUGCCCCCAUGCAUCCGGGUAAUACAGGGAGAUGGCAUCAGCUACUAGAAGCUCGAGGAAAUCUUGAUCAAUGUGCGCAAACACAAGUGGAGUUCGGACAAUCUCGCAUUCGGCAGCGGAGGGGCUCUGUUACAGAGAUUGGACAGAGAUACACAGAAGUGUGCCUUUAAGUGUAGCUAUUCAGUAAUCAAUGGAAAAGAGGUGAAUGUGUUCAAGGACCCAAUCACAGACCCUGGGAAGAAGAGCAAGAAGGGCAAGCUGACGCUGCAGAUUCAGGACGGACAGUACGUCACAAUGACAGAAGGGAAGGGAGACCCCGCCAAGGACCUACUGGUGACAGUGUUUGAAAAUGGAAGACUUUUGAAGGAUUAUUCAUUCGAAGAAAUACGUAAAACUGCUGAAAUAGAUUUAGUGAAGAACAAGGCAUAAACAGAAGAGGUCUGCAUGUUAAUUAAAACAUUUGCAGACAAUGAUAUGCUUGUGUGACGUCCUUGACCCUGCCAAUAGUAUUGCUGUAUGUACGGAUUCCUCAGGACAGGAUUCCUAGCUCAAUCACCACUAGAGGGCAGCACUGAUGAAGGUGUGACAGUACAUCGCUGUCCCAGUAUCAACAUGAACAAUACUUAUACUCUUCUCGUCAAUCACCACUAGAGGGCAGUGCUGUGCAUCGCUGUCCCAAUAUCGACAUGGACAAUACUUAUACUCUUCUCAUCAAUCUGUCACCACUAGAGGGCAUUGCUGUACAUUGCUGCCCCAGUACUAACAUGGACAAUACUUAUACUCUUUUCUUCAAUCACCACUAGAGGGCAGUGCUGUACAUCGCUGUCCCAAUAUCGACAUGAACAAUACUUAUACUCUUCUCGUCAAUCACCACUAGAGGGCAGUGCUGUACAUCGCUGUCCCAAUAUCGACAUGGACAAUACUUAUACUCUUCUCAUCAAUCUGUCACCACUAGAGGGCAUUGCUGUACAUUGCUGCCCCAGUACUAACAUGGACAAUACUUAUACUCUUUUCUUCAAUCACCACUAGAGGGCAGUGCUGUACAUCGCUGUCCCAAUAUCGACAUGGACAAUACUUAUACUCUUCUAGUCAUUCACCACUAGAGGGCAGCACUGACAGAGGUGUGAGAGUUCAACUCUGCCCCAGUAUUGACAAGGACAGUCUUGUUAGCUUGUAUCACUAAAGAUAAUAGGUUUUAGGUUAUAUUUCUUUCACAAUCUAUCCAUCUUUGUUUGUGAUAAUGUUCACACAAUGUGACUAUGUAGAUGGCACAACUAAUGGCUUAGGUUUGUUCCUAAGCAAAAGUUGAGUAGUAUUCUUAUAAUGUACCAUUUACAUGUUGUAGUAAGUCCAUCUCUGAAACUUAAGCAAAACCAAUUAAUUUUUGCAUUCUGUGGUCAAGCUUACUCUAGAAAUUAAAAAAAUAUAAUAUAUUUUGAAAAAACAUUUUAUUGAAAAAGUGCAUCUUUGUAUGUAUCAUGAAAAGGUAUUUUCAAGAAAGGGUUUUAAUUUUAUAACCGUAUAUUUACCCUUUCAGUUUUGUUGUGUUCAUGUAUCUAUAUCUUCAUAUAUCCUGACACGUCUUGUACACAGAUGAUAUACCAGAGUACUAUUGAUACAUGUGACCAAAGGGUAGCCCAGUGGUUAAAGCGAUCGCUCGUCCCCCGAAGACCUGUGUUCGAUUCCCCACAUGGGUACAAUGUGUGAAGCCCAUUUCUGGUGUCCACACCAUGUUAUUGUUGGAAUAUUGCUAAAAGCAGUGUAAACCAUACACACUCACAUGUGACGAGAUCAGAUAGUAUAUGUCGCACCUCUGAUUGUUUAUAUUAGGCGAAGAAGGUUAUUUCUAUACUGCCCUCCAUAGUAGCAAGUGAUGAUGGUAUCUACAGCCAAUGUGUGUGUAUUACUGUAAUUAGUGGGUUUGUUAAUGAAUGUGUGCACUUGUGAUAGACGUUGAUGGAAGGCUGGUAGAAGUGACAGACUUUCUCACAAUCUGUAAUUAUAUCAUGAAAGCAAUUGGUGUCAAUCACUUGGAUUCUUUACCAAAGGAACGGUUAUCUGUACCAUGCAAAUAUAUUUUAGUCUUUAUGUUUGUAUUUAGAGAUUUUUUUGUUAUUGAUCUUCAAUAUGUAAACAAUGUCUCUGGGUCGGAAAGCUGGUGGGGUAGCUUAGUGGUUAAAGUUUUCGUUCAUCACUCCAAAGACCCGGGUUUGAUUCCCCACAUUGGUGAAAUGUGUGAAGCCCAUUUCUGGUGUCCCCUGCCAUGAUAUUGCUUGGAUAUUGCUAAAAGUGGUGUAAAACUAAACUCACUAACUCACUAAUCAUUGUAUGAAACCAUAUUGUCACUCCAGGGCUUCUGUAAAUACCUUGUUAUUGGAGAUUCAUUGAAAUUGUUAACCGUACUGGACCAAGUCACUGGAUGAACAUUGACGUAGUGCAAAACAAAUAGCAACUCCUGACAAUUUGGCAAUCACAAACUUUAUUCAUUGUGCUUCAUCAGAAUGCAGAAUCAAGGAAUUGUAGAAAUAAUGGGAAGAUGAUGUUUGUAAAAAGGAGAGCAGAUGGUUAAAAAAGAUUUGUGUGAUAUUGCCAUUUAUCACUGGUUUAAAAAGAUUUGUGUGAUAUUGCCAUUUAUCACUGGUUAAAAAAGAUUUGUGUGAUAUUGCCAUUUAUCACUGGUUUAAAAAGAUUUGUGUGAUAUUGCCAUUUAUCACUGCAGUGAACAUGGUCGGUCAGCACAGUAUCGCAGGCUUUUGUUUUGUUUUGACAUUAGUUUCGUGUUCAGUGUAUUCAUCUGCCGUGGUGGUCAGAUUUGUGAGCAAGUUCAGAUCCUCUGACCAUUUUACGGCAUCAGUUAUUCUUGUCAUGUAAUGCCUCGCUGAUAUAUAGGCUCAGCAUUCAUCAAUAUCAGAUGUCCGGAAUAGUAAUGGAUGCAUUAAGCCUGGAUACACAGCACCCCAGAUCCUGCCCUUGUCAGUUGUUGGUUCGAAUACAAGAUUCAUACUGGUAAAUGUGCUUGAUAACAGCUAAGGAGUUUCACUAUGCCCACUUAUCUGUUUCACUGUCAGGCACGCUGACUUGGUUGACACAUGUCAAUGUAUCUCAAUUGCGGAGAGCGAUGCUUAUGCUGUUGAUCGCUGGAUUGUCUGACCACACUUGAUUAUUUACAGACAGCCACCAUAUAGCUGGAAUAUUGCUGAGUGCAGCAUAAAACUAAACUCACUCACUUACUCACUAUUGGUUUCACUGUACCCAUUUAUUGGUUUCACCAGUGUGGUGGUUGGUUACAUGCCUUACUCCAGGCUUUUCUCCCCACACAUUAAACAGGCCACAAUUUCUUGAAAAAACUUAAGUUUUUACUCAAAUUUCAAACUGAGUUUGACAAUUUGAAACGGAUGAUUUUUGAACUCAACUGCAUUUGUUUAAUAAAAAAGCCCAAACAACUUAAGUAGCCUAUCUACCCAACUCAUAUUGUACACUAUGUUUGAGUGUAAUAUCGAUUUCAGUUCAUUCUGGGAAAGUCAUUUUCCUGCUCUUUCUCAAAUUUGAGUAAAAACUAUUAUUUAAGUCAAAACUCAGACUUAAGUUUGUUUUGAGAAAUCAGGGCCCUUAUUCUCGAAACGUUCGUAGCCCUAAGAAUUCUUAACUUUGAUCGUAGCCAAUGUGUUAAGAAUGGGCUUAAGAAGUUCAUAGAGCUACGAACGUUUCGAGAAUAGCUAGCCUGGGCCAGAUCUUUUAUAAAAUAACUAAUAACCUUAGUGACUUUUUUUCUUUUUGCAAAAAAGAUAAAUGACUGCCAUGACCUUGCCUUUCAGAUGAGUUAUGGUGUAGAGUACAAGAAGAGUAAUUUUGCCCAUUUGAUUUUUUGAUGAGAUUCAAACAGCAGUAAAUCAUCUGUUUUGCUUACACUUGUUACAUUUAGAUCUAUAUAUUGUACAAACCUUGUUAAUUACCAUUCCACAAUGUUACAGACUUUUGUUUUAGAUUUUACCAGUGCUUCUGGCAAUGCUGAUUUUGCACUCAUAUUACUCAAGUAUAUUGUACUCAGCCAGCAUCUUUAUAAUGACACCCAGUUAAAUAAUGUUGCUCAGAUGGAGAUUGGUCUGUCUCCAGGAAGGCUUCUGUGAAUGUAAACAGGACAACCUGAAAACUGAUGAUGUAUUAAAAAUGUUAUUUGUUGUCAUUUAUGACUGAGAGGACAAUCGUUUCAUGAGUUUGAUCUACUCUUUGUUUUCAGUUUAUAUUUUCACUACUUUUAUAGCAACCGCACGUAGUAUUUCCAUUGAGUAGCAGUAGUUCCAAAGGUUUAAGGCCAGAACAGGUUUCUCCUCUUAUUUACAGUGAAAUCAUACCAAAAAAUAAACACUGACCAGGUGGUAGAAAGUUUGUAGUUGUUUUUAGUGUUGUUAUAUUUCAUAGGUUUUAUGUGUGGUGGGGUAGCCUACUGGUUAAAGUGUUCAUCACGCUGAAGACCCGGUUCGAUUCCCCACAUGGGUACAAUAUGUGAAGCCCAUUUCUGGUGUCCCCUGCCUGGUGUCCCCUGCCGUGAUAUUGUUGGAAUAUUGCUAAAAGUGGUAUAAAACUAAACUCACUCAUUCAUAGUUUGAUUGUACUACACGAAAAAGGUUGAAAAACUCCACUCUUUAACUUAGGUUUGAGACUGAUUUUGGUAUUUUUGAAGUUCAUUUGCGGUUGGUGGGGCAUCCUAGCAAUUAAAGCGUUCGCCCAAGGCAAGGGUUCAAUUCUCUGCAUGGGUAUAACAUGUAAAUCCCGUUAUUGGUGUCAAAGUAUGAUUCCAACUCAGUCACUUGCUUUAACUUCUUUUGAGUACUAUGAAGUUUGCACAUUGCGGAACAUAGUGUACAAGUUGUGAGUGUUGAGCUUGAUAUUAGACAGGACAUAAAACUGGUCUGGCCUUAAAAAUAGUGCAUAGCGAAAGCAAGUUUGGUAGGAAUGAAGGUACACAGGUAGUAGACUUCUCCACAAUGGGACCAUUCCAAUAAUUCCAUCCUAGAGCUGUGAUAAUCCCAAGUCGUAUGUGUUAUCAGAAUAUAUGAUAUUCUGGGAGGAUUUGUGUCAGACAGGAUGUUAUUCCCAUAACUGCUUCGACGUUUUUCAACCAUGUGUCUUAGCCCAGUGAUGUACAACACGCUUGUCCUCCCAGAAUAUACAAUGACCGGUCCCUUGUGAUGGCGGCUACUCUGAAGUUACCAGAUGCAACUCCAUGUAUGCUAGACAUGUGACAAAUAAAUCGGCUUUUAAUAACAUUGUC
Haliotis rubra (blacklip abalone) is the source of this 6473-nucleotide messenger RNA. Its product is annotated as nicotinamide phosphoribosyltransferase-like. Gene Ontology annotation, biological process: NAD+ biosynthetic process. The record is from RefSeq and is a predicted model, not a curated record. The transcript is spliced from 9 exons. Gene Ontology annotation, molecular function: nicotinamide phosphoribosyltransferase activity. NCBI's taxonomy places the organism in Eukaryota, Metazoa, Mollusca, Gastropoda, Lepetellida, Haliotidae.